GGAAGGUUGUGUUCAGUUGAUGAGAACAGGCUUCGGAGAGAGAGCAGGAGAGAACAGCUUACUGUAUAAGUAUUAGAGGUGCGGACAUGUCGGGGGCGUCUUCUCCUGCCUCGGUGACGCUGUUCCAGCAGGAGUCUGGGGGCGUCACCUACCGUAUCCCGGCUCUGCUCUACAUCCCACAUCCUUCCAUCUUCUUGGCCUUCGCUGAAAAACGUUCUUCUCCUAACGACCAGGACGCCAUGUACCUCGUGAUGAGGAGAGGAACGGUGGAGCAUGGCGGGGUGCAGUGGGAAGACAUGAUCGCGGUAAGACAUGCCAAGUUACCAGGCCAUCGGACCAUGAACCCCUGCCCGCUCUACAAUCCCGCCACUAAGACCAUCUUCCUCUUCUUCAUUUGUGUCAAAACCGCCUGCUCCGAAAGGUGUCAAAUCCUAACUGGCCGAAACGCCGCCCGCCUCUGCUACGUCACCAGCCACGACCUCGGCAAAUCAUGGAGUCUAACCAAAGAUGUAACGGAGGAGGUUCUGGGCCGGGACAUGAAGAACUGCGCCACCCUGGCUGUGGGCCCAGGUCAUGGGGUGUGUUCACCAUCAGGCAGGCUGAUUGUGCCAGCUUACCUGUAUUACAUUCACUCCCGCGUCUGCAGUCUGCCCCUUCCAUGGAAGACCAAGCCUCAUUCUUUCAUCUUUUACAGCGAUGACCACGGUGAAAGUUGGCACAAGGGCAGCGGGCUGUGGAAGCAAGAGACGUCGGAGUGCGAGGUGGCCCAGGUGGCCUGUAGCAACGGUAGCGACCUGCUGUACUGCAGCGCAAGAACCAGUCGGCAUUACCGGGUGGAGGCAACAAGCGUCUCCCAGUCCAUGGAGUUUGGAGAUGCCCAAUUCAAUAAAAGCCUCUGUGAACCACCUCAUGGAUGCCAGGGAAGUGUGGUGAGCUACGAGCCCAUGGAGGUCCACCAAGAAGAAGAUGAGGCUGAUGGUAGAGAUGAGUCCGGGAAGUCGUGCCUUAAGAUAAGAGCCUCAUCUUGGCUUCUUUACUCCCAUCCGACCAGCAGCCAUAGGCGUGUGGACUUGGGAAUUUACUUGAAUAAAUCUCCUCUUGUGCCAUCCAGCUGGGCUCGGCCAUGGGUCAUCAAUGAAGGUCCCAGCGGGUACUCGGACUUGGCGGUCUGUCAGGAUGCUCACACCUUCGCUUGUUUGUUUGAAGGUGGAAAGGACGCUUGUGAGAAGAUUACCUUCCGGAGGUUCACGGUGGAGGAGCUCCUGAACAAUUCCUCAAAGCCUUGAGUCAGACUUGCACUUUCCCUCCAUCUAGAAUCCAGCUGCAGCAGGUAUCAGACUUGCACUUUCCCUUCAUCCAGAAUCCAGCUGCAGCAGGUGCCAGCAUUUGGGCUCCAACUAGAAUUUAGCUGCAGCAGGUGUCAGACUUGCACUUUCCCUUCAUCUAGAAUCCAGCUGCAGCAGGUAUCAGACUUGCACUUUCCCUUCAUCCAGAAUCCAGCUGCAGCAGGUGCCAGCAUUUGGGCUCCAACUAGAAUUUAGCUGCAGCAGGUGUCAGACUUGCACUUUCCCUUCAUCUAGAAUCCAGCUGCAGCAGGUGUCAGACUUGCACUUUCCCUUCAUCUAGAAUUCAGCUGCAGCAGGUGUCAGACUUGCACUUUCCUUCCAUCUAGAAUCCAGCUGCAGCAGGUGUCAGACUUGCACUUUCCCUUCAACUUGAAUUCAGCUGCAGCAGGUGUCAGACUUGCACUUUCCUUCCAUCUAGAAUCCAGCUGCAGCAGGUGUCAGACUUGCACUUUCCCUUCAUCUAGAAUUCAGCUGCAGCAGGUGUCAGACUUGCACUUUCCUUCCAUCUAGAAUCCAGCUGCAGCAGGUGUCAGACUUGCACUUUCCCUUCAACUUGAA
Molecule: messenger RNA, 1904 nt
Organism: Bufo bufo (common toad)
Lineage: Eukaryota; Metazoa; Chordata; Amphibia; Anura; Bufonidae
Product: sialidase-3-like
Exons: 3
Coding region: 87-1286 (399 amino acids)
Biological process (GO): ganglioside catabolic process; oligosaccharide catabolic process
Cellular component (GO): membrane; cytoplasm; lysosome
Molecular function (GO): exo-alpha-sialidase activity
Source: RefSeq, a predicted model, not a curated record